Messenger RNA from Monosiga brevicollis MX1, 507 nucleotides. RefSeq lists its product as uncharacterized. The transcript has a single exon. The coding region runs from base 1 to 507 and encodes 168 amino acids. Lineage: Eukaryota; Choanoflagellata; Craspedida; Salpingoecidae. The record is from RefSeq and is a predicted model, not a curated record.
AUGGCGUUGGCGCAGCGAUUAAGACACCCUCGAGCACCCCAUUUGCAUUCCAAAAGGAAGGGACCGUUAUUGAGGGACAACAAGCACACACACACACACGCUCGUCAACGUGAAAAAAAAGCACAACAGAAAAGGUUGAAAAGAACAAAAGACAAACUUGUGCUUUGGUUUCCUCUCACUCUGUCACUCUGUCACUCUGUCACUCUCUCUCUCUCUCUCUCUCUCUCUCUCUCUCUCUCUCUCUCUCUCUCUCUCUCUCUCUCUCUCUCUCUCUCUCUCUCUCUCUCUCUCUCUCUCUCUCUCUCUCUCUCUCUCUCUCUCUCUCUCUCUCUCUCUCUCUCUCUCUCUCUCUCUCUCUCUCUCUCUCUCUCUCUCUGUGCUGGUCUCUGUCUGCUGGUCUCUGUCACUUUGUCUCUGUCAUUCUGUCUCCGCCUUUGUCUCUGUCACUCUGUCUGUCCCCGUCGCUCUGUCUCCGUCUCCGUCUCUGUCACUCUGACAAGACCUUAG